UACAGGCAGCGGCAGUUUUGAACUCCAUAUCCGAAUAGUUUACAAACCAGGACUCUGAAGCUGUGGGGAAGAAAGAACAAGCAGAAGAAGGUGGAGUAGGGAAUUUUAAACGGGCGCUCAAGUAUUACUGCUUUACGGCAGAGCCAGUGAAAGCAAAAAUUGAGCCAAACAGAGAAGGGAACGACUCAAGUCUUAAGUCAGCGCAGCAUAAUGGGUCUCACCAUAUAUCACUGCCUUCUCUGUUGCCAAACGAUGGUAUCAAGAGGCCAGGAUUUCCUUUUGUUGUCUGGGAAUUACUUAUUGAUUCCGCACUGAGUGGGCAUAUUUAUUUUCAGUGCAACAUGAACAACAACAUGCCUUCAAACGAAUCAUGUCACAAUGCCACCUGCAGUGGGACUCUCACCGUGAAUGGGGAUGGCAAGCCGGCAACGAGCAUCAUCAUGUUUUUGGCAGGUGUGGGGGGAAACCUCCUGGCUCUCUUCAUCCUCGGAGUGCACCAGAAGGAGCAUCGCUCUAGGUCCUCUGUCUUUUGCAUCCUGGUGACCGGCCUGGCCCUGACCGACCUGCUGGGAACCUGCCUCCUCAGCCCUUCUGUGUUCAUCUCCUACGCCCGCAACAUGUCCCUGAUAAGUCUGGGCGGUGAAGGCCUGUGCAGCCUCUUUGGCUUUGCCAUGAGUUUCUUCGGCCUGGCGCCCACGCUCAUCUUGUGCGCCAUGGCCGUUGAGCGCUGCCUGGCCAUCAGCCACCCUUACUUUUACUCUGUACACAUACGGCGCAGCUUUGCCAAAUUUACUCUUUUCUUUAUUUACCUAUUUUCUUUGGCCUUCUGCCUCCUGCCAUUAGCCGGUUACGGCAGAUUCAGACAGUACUGUCCUGGGACGUGGUGCUUCAUCGACAUGGAUGCGACAGGGGAUGAGAAGGCCAACUUGGUGCUGGCCUUCUCUCUGUCCUACUCGUCCCUCAUGGCACUGCUGAUCUUGGCAGUGUUUGUGUGCAACGGUUCAGUGAUUGUCAGCCUGUGCCAGAUGCACCGGAGCCAGAUGAUGCGGCGCGGCUCUGUCGGCUCGACAGGGAGAAGGAAGAGGCUGAGCCUGGCCUGGUUCGGACAGGGGGAAGAGGAAAUGGACCACCUUGUUCUGCUAGCGCUCAUCACUGUCAUCUUUGUGGUCUGUUCCCUGCCUCUCACUAUUGCAGGCUUUAUCAACGCCAUUCACCCAUUUUGUGGCGACACAGAGAACCUGACAGCCUUCCGCUUCUACGCCCUCAACCCCAUUGUGGAUCCCUGGGUCUUCAUCAUCUGCCGCAAGUCUGUGUUUCGCCACCUUUGCUCUCUGCUGAGCUGCCGCUUCAGCAGAGGAGCCAUGAAGUCAACAGCACACUGUGCGCUGUCUUUACCCCUUGACAAUCACAUACAGUGCAACCCCCCAGACGUGACAGUUCCACAGGCCAACAUGUACCCCAAUUUACCUCCGUGACCUAACAAAAACCCUCAGCUGUGCAGGGUGUCUGGAGGCUGGGAAACUUUCAACUCUAAUAAAAAUUGGAAUGAACUUUUACAUUUGCAUAAAGGAUUCUUCCACUCCUUCACCUUAUAAGGCACACAGACUUUGGCCAAGAAUAAUGUGUCACAAUGGGAAUCUUCUUUCUUUCUCUAUGAACUAACUAAAAAAUUAUUGCACUGAGUCUUGAACUUUCAUUGACUGAUGGAAACUGUUGCAAGGAGAGAUGUGCCAUAAAACAAACAGCACUGUAACUUAGCACUAAGGAACACAUCAAACCAUGUCAUGCCUAUGAAUAAUAUACUGUAAAAUCAGAAAUAUGCACUCGGGUAAUCAACAUGCAUGAAUGUAUACUGUCUUCUUUUUUAUCUUAGCCUUUUCUUUAAGACACAGCAGAUAACCGUCGGUUAAUGGAUUGUCCUCAUCUACAAUUUCUAAGACAUGAGAUGCAGGUCACGCUCAACAUGAAAAUCAUAGUUUAUUUCCCUCGCUUUCAUCACUGGGGGCGAUGACAUGUUCAUAAAUUUCCCCUGACCAGAAUUAUGAUGUAGCAGUCAUCAGUUACCGGUCAGAGUGAUCCAAGAGAGAGACAUGUAUUUUAUUCAACUGAGGAGAAGUUUAUUAAAAAAUUAUUUGAUCACCAAAGUUAUCGCUACUCAUCCUACUGGCACCAAAAAAUAGAUAAGAUACGGCAAUCCAUCCAAUAGUUGUUGAGACAUUUUACUCAGAACUAAGAAUGUGAACCUCGUGGUGGCAAUCGACAAAAAGUCAGGGGAUCAGUAGGCUUCAUCUUUUCGGGAACAUGAAAGCCUGUACAGAACUUUAUGGCCAUCCAUCCAAUAGUUGUUGAGAUAUUUCACUCAGGACCAAAGUGGUGGAAAGAGAGACCGACACUGCCAUCUCUAGAGCGACACCUGUUUUCUAAAACACACAUCUUAUAAUCUCAUAUUGCAGCAUUGUUCCGCCUGCAGUGGAGUGCAGACCACUAGUACUAUGAAACAAAUAAUAUACAGUAUGUGUACCAAGAAUAUGCACCAUAUCAGAAUCUCAUCUGUUUGGCUGCUGUAGUCAGUCAAAAACUUCUUAUCCAGACAAUUAUGUCACUGUAUUGCCUGAACAUUUGAUUCCACCCUUCCUUCUCAUUCUCACUGAUUUCUAAGCUACUUAUGAUGAUUAUCUGUGAAGAGUCUCUCACAUUUGAAAAACUCUGCUGCUGCAAAAUGCACUGGGAGGAUUAGUCCUUUGUUGUUGUUGUGACUUUAAUGAUGUAACUGCAUUUAAUGUAGCACAUUUAUGCCUCACUGUUCUAUAAUGCUGUAUCUCCUUGCAAUGCUUUGGUUUAUACAGUGGAGUGCAGCAUAUAUGAGAUAUAUGGAUAACACAGAUAGUGAUUUGAAUUUGUUUUUGUUUGUUUUUCGGCUGCAUUGCACAUUCACUUUACGCUUUAUAGUCCUUAAAUGCUCAAUCAUGCAUGACCCGAGGUAAGUCAGACACAUCAUCACUUGUACAAUUGGUCUUUAAGGGUAUGAGGAUUUGAGUAGUACAGCCAUUAAAAUUAAUGAAAGAAUACAUUUUUAGAAAAAAAAAAUUAUAUU
Molecule: messenger RNA, 3094 nt
Organism: Micropterus dolomieu (smallmouth bass)
Lineage: Eukaryota; Metazoa; Chordata; Actinopteri; Centrarchiformes; Centrarchidae
Gene: ptgir
Product: prostaglandin I2 receptor
Exons: 3
Coding region: 342-1475 (377 amino acids)
Biological process (GO): adenylate cyclase-activating G protein-coupled receptor signaling pathway; inflammatory response; negative regulation of smooth muscle cell proliferation
Cellular component (GO): plasma membrane
Molecular function (GO): thromboxane receptor activity; prostacyclin receptor activity
Source: RefSeq, a predicted model, not a curated record